Messenger RNA from Aspergillus sclerotioniger CBS 115572, 449 nucleotides. RefSeq lists its product as uncharacterized. Bases 35 to 190 code for a protein of 51 amino acids. NCBI's taxonomy places the organism in Eukaryota, Fungi, Ascomycota, Eurotiomycetes, Eurotiales, Aspergillaceae. Gene Ontology annotation, cellular component: mitochondrial inner membrane. The record is from RefSeq and is a predicted model, not a curated record. The transcript has 3 exons.
GCCCUGUCUCAUAAGUCCCUGGACUACCGAAAGAAUGGCUGCAAACCACCCAAUCCAUAUUCAUCCAGCACGACCUCUUUAUCGCUUCACGGCCACUGCGUUGGGAGCUAGUAUGUGGUUCUUUCUGAUGUACAGAACUAAGAAGGACGGGCCUGCCUUGUUGGGUUGGAAGCAUCCUUGGGACCAUUGAGUGCAUAUUACACUCGGCUCUAUUAAACCUGACUGGUGUCAAGAGUGGAAGAGUUUUGAUUUCCUUAGAGGGUUCUUCUCUAUACCUCAAGAAAGUUAAAACAGAAAAGACACGCUAUUCAUGUCGUCACUCAAGGAACCAAUGAAAACAAAUCAAACUGUAGUCGCCAUCACGGAUGUUUGAAACAAUUAAACGUACAGAUGGCAGUGGACAAAUUUCUUUGCAUUAGUAUAUAAUAUGGACAUCCAUCUACCCUUGC